Molecule: messenger RNA, 831 nt
Organism: Arvicola amphibius (Eurasian water vole)
Lineage: Eukaryota; Metazoa; Chordata; Mammalia; Rodentia; Cricetidae
Gene: Sox21
Product: SRY-box transcription factor 21
Exons: 1
Coding region: 1-831 (276 amino acids)
Biological process (GO): regulation of DNA-templated transcription; anatomical structure morphogenesis; cell differentiation
Molecular function (GO): DNA-binding transcription factor activity, RNA polymerase II-specific; RNA polymerase II cis-regulatory region sequence-specific DNA binding
Source: RefSeq, a predicted model, not a curated record
AUGUCCAAGCCGGUGGACCACGUCAAGCGCCCCAUGAACGCCUUCAUGGUGUGGUCGCGGGCUCAGCGGCGUAAGAUGGCCCAGGAGAACCCUAAGAUGCACAACUCCGAGAUUAGCAAGCGCCUGGGCGCCGAGUGGAAGCUGCUCACCGAGUCGGAGAAGAGGCCGUUUAUCGACGAGGCGAAGCGCCUGCGAGCCAUGCACAUGAAAGAGCAUCCCGACUACAAGUACCGGCCCCGGCGCAAGCCCAAGACGCUGCUCAAGAAGGACAAGUUCGCCUUCCCGGUGCCUUACGGCUUGGGAGGCGUGGCGGACGCCGAGCACCCGGCGCUCAAGGCGGGAGCCGGGCUGCACGCAGGCGCGGGCGGAGGCCUGGUCCCCGAGUCCCUGCUCGCCAACCCAGAGAAGGCGGCUGCCGCGGCCGCCGCCGCCGCCGCGCGCGUCUUCUUCCCGCAGUCGGCGGCCGCCGCCGCCGCCGCCGCUGCCGCCGCCGCUGCGGGCAGCCCCUACUCGCUGCUCGACCUGGGCUCCAAGAUGGCAGAGAUCUCCUCGUCGUCGUCCGGCCUGCCGUACGCGUCGUCGCUCGGGUACCCGACCGCGGGCGCGGGCGCCUUCCACGGGGCGGCGGCGGCGGCUGCAGCGGCCGCGGCGGCCGCCGGGGGGCACACGCACUCGCACCCCAGCCCGGGCAACCCGGGCUAUAUGAUCCCGUGCAACUGCAGCGCGUGGCCCAGCCCCGGGCUGCAGCCGCCGCUUGCCUACAUCCUGCUGCCAGGCAUGGGCAAGCCUCAGCUGGACCCCUACCCCGCGGCGUACGCCGCCGCGCUAUGA